Molecule: messenger RNA, 819 nt
Organism: Aspergillus wentii DTO 134E9
Lineage: Eukaryota; Fungi; Ascomycota; Eurotiomycetes; Eurotiales; Aspergillaceae
Product: FMN-binding negative transcriptional regulator
Exons: 1
Coding region: 10-768 (252 amino acids)
Source: RefSeq, a predicted model, not a curated record
CCUGUGACCAUGUUCCUCCCCAACAUCCACGCAGAGCGCGACACCGAAGCCCUCCUCCAAUUCAUCAAAGAGAACCCUUUUGGUAUUCUCAUCACAGGCAUAAACUCUGCCUCCCACGACUUCCUCCAAUGCACCCAUGUCCCAUUUGUGCUUGACGUCCCGGAAGGGGAAAACGAAAACCCCCAACUCCGCGCGCACAUCGCAAAACAGAAUCCCCAAGCCAAAGCAAUGAUUGAGAAACUCGACGGGCAGCCACCGGGUAUUCUCUCCCUUGACCAGGACGUGCUGGUUGUCUUCAACGGCCGGCAUGAUCACUACGUCACACCGAAAUACUAUACCGAGACGAAGCCGGAUACGGCCAAAGUCGUCCCGACGUGGAAUUACUCUGCUGUGCAGGUGUAUGGCAAGUUAUCGCUGUACUACGAUUCCAGGACGCCAGAGGCAGGUUCGUUUCUGGCGAAGCAGAUGCAUGAUUUAUCGGAGCAGUGUGAGAGGGGAAUUAUGGGGUUUACGGGAGGGGAGAGACCGCCGCCGUGGAAGGUUGCCGAUGCGCCGGAGAAGUAUAUUGAACUGAUGAAGAGGAAUAUUGUGGGUAUCAAGAUUGAGAUUAGCAAGGUUGAAGGCAAGGUCAAGAUGAGUCAGGAGAUGAGACCAGGUGAUCGGGAGGGGGUGGUAAGAGGGUUUGCAAAGCUAGGAGGAGAGACGGGCGAGGCUAUCUCUGCUUUGGUUAAGGAGCGGGGGGAGUUGAAGGAUAGAAAGAAAGAGUAGAAUAGAAUUGAUAUUUCCAUCUACAUUGAUUCUAGAAACCUUCCUGAUUAG